CUCUUCUCCGUAUUCCACUCGUCCCCAAAUUCACGAAACCCUCGACGGCCAAAAGAAACGUGAUUCCCGAUACCCUCGUUGGCAGAAAAAGUAAGGGGCGAGGAAGUCGCGGCGGGAGUUAGCUGGAGAAGGCAUCGACGGUACCAGCGGCCUGUGCGGGAGUGUGAAGGAGAAGAAGAGUUCGUGAGAGACUUGCAGAUUUACUAAAUCCGGGAUUUAAGGCAAAACGGGGGAGAAACGGGAUUUAAUACUCUGUAGAAGUUAAAGCUGUCAUUUUUGCUAUUUGGCAGGAUUUAGAUUAAAUCCUAAUCAGAAACAACCCUUACCAGUUUGAUAUUCAACUAUGUCUUCCAAAAAGCAUUACAAGGAAAAAGUUUCACGAAAGAAAGAGGAGAAGCAAGAACCACCUGAAGCACCAAAAUAUCGUGAUCGUGCUAAGGAACGCAGAGAAGAUCAGAAUCCUGAUUAUGAGCCCACAGAGCUGGGUUCAUUUCAUGCAGUUGGUCCUCCUGGGACAGUUGAUUUAAGAAUUGCUGAUGCACAUAAGAUAUCUAUUGAGAAUAGCAAGUAUCUUGGAGGAGACAUUGAACACACUCAUCUGGUCAAAGGUUUGGAUUAUGCUUUACUUAACAAGGUUAGGAGUGAAAUGGACAAGGAAGCAGAUGAUGAAGAUGGAAAUGAUGGAAAUUCGAGGGUAACUAAGGAUGAUCAGCCAGUCAUUUUUCGCACAGCGACUGCCAAGUCAGUGUACCAGUGGAUUGUGAAGCCACAAACCAUAAUCAAAGCCAAUGAGAUGUUCCUUCCAGGCAGGAUGACUUUUAUUUAUAAUAUGGAAGAUAACUUUCAUGAUAUACCUACUACUCUGCACAGAAGUAAAGCUGACUGUCCAGUUCCUGAGGAAAUGGUUACUGUUAGUGUGGAUAGUUCUGUCCUUGAGCGAAUUUCUAAAAUCAUGUCAUAUCUCCGUCUUGGUUCGUCAGGGAAGGUUCUGAAGAAAAAGAAAAAAGAUAAGGAAAUGAAAGGAGAUGAGAAACCUAUCCAAUCUAAUGGUGCGGUCUCAAAGCACCAUCCUGUAAAGGAAACCCUUCCUCCCCCUCCUCCUCGCCAUGCUGAUGCAAAGGAAAAGCAACCCCCUAUUGUUGCAAGAGUAGAGGUGGAUGACAUAUUUGUUGGGGAUGGCAUUGACUAUACUAUUCCCAGCAAAGACACUAGCCAGAGCCCUGUGUCAGAGGACAUGGAGGAGUCCCCGCGGAACCGGGAGAGGCAACCUUAUUUUAAUGAGCCUGUAUAUGGUCCUGUCCCACCUUCUGAACCUGCUCAAGCUUGGCAACAAAUGAAUGGAUAUGAUGUCAUGCAGGCUCCAAUGGUUGCUGCGAAUUAUCCAGAAGAUUGGCAGAACUAUCAGUAUGCUGAGCAACUGGCUUAUUCUGAACAUUAUCUUCAGCAGAAUGGUCAAGAAUAUGAUGCACUUGCAGGAGCCCAAUUACUACCACAGGAUCCUCGUUUUAUGACCCAGGAAGAUAAGGACCGAGGCCUGGGUUCUGUUUUCAAGCGUGAUGACCAGAGGCUUCAACAGCUUAGAGAGAAGGAUGCUCGAGAAAAAGACCCUAAUUUUAUAUCCGAAAGUUACUCUGAGUGCUAUCCUGGAUAUCAGGAAUACCACCGUGAGGUUGUCGAUAGUGAUGAUGAAGAUGACUUAUCAAAAAUGGACAUGGGUGGCCGGGCCAAGGGGCGUCUUCAUCGAUGGGAUUUUGAGACAGAAGAGGAAUGGGCUAAGUACAAUGAGCAGAAGGAAGCCAUGCCUAAGGCUGCCUUCCAAUUCGGAGUGAAGAUGCAGGAUGGAAGGAAGACAAGGAAGCAAAACAAGGAUCAGAAGCUCAAUAACGAGCUGCACAAAAUCAACAAAAUCCUUGCUCGGAAGAAGGCAGAAGAGGGGCCUGAGGAUGCCAAACACUUUGCUGAUGAUGAUGAUGUACAGCCUGGGAAGAAGCUCAGGAUUUGAAUUAUCCCAUCGUACGAAGUAAUAGAUUCAGCAGAGGGCAUUUGUAUAUUAUCUCUAGCGUAAUUUUAUGCAUCCAAUGCUAUUCUUCGCAAAAAACUGUCUCACUUGUUUGGUUUUUGUUUCUGCUGGUUUUCAGUAUUGUAAGCAAUUAGUUUGAAAUGUUCGUAUUGCAUUAUGGGUUUCUUGUAGAUAUGGACCGUUUAAAAUUCUUGAUAUUAUAUUUAAUUUAGCUAAGCAAACAUUAAAAUAUAAUAAAAUAAAUCAAAAAAUUUUCCCAA
Molecule: messenger RNA, 2280 nt
Organism: Dendrobium catenatum
Lineage: Eukaryota; Viridiplantae; Streptophyta; Magnoliopsida; Asparagales; Orchidaceae
Product: suppressor of mec-8 and unc-52 protein homolog 2
Exons: 12
Coding region: 344-2002 (552 amino acids)
Biological process (GO): mRNA splicing, via spliceosome
Cellular component (GO): nucleus
Source: RefSeq, a predicted model, not a curated record